This is a messenger RNA of Lindgomyces ingoldianus, 1368 nucleotides long. RefSeq names its product ribosomal protein S2. NCBI's taxonomy places the organism in Eukaryota, Fungi, Ascomycota, Dothideomycetes, Pleosporales, Lindgomycetaceae. Bases 70 to 1257 code for a protein of 395 amino acids. Gene Ontology annotation, molecular function: structural constituent of ribosome. The record is from RefSeq and is a predicted model, not a curated record. The transcript has 4 exons. Gene Ontology annotation, biological process: translation. Gene Ontology annotation, cellular component: mitochondrial small ribosomal subunit; ribosome.
CCGCCUGCAGGCGCAUCCUGAUGUGAACUGCCUCUGCAACCCUUUGAAUCGAAUGGCACGGCUGUAAAUAUGAUAAUCAGACAUUUUGCAUUACGGCACGGCCGUCGCGUACUGGCACGAAAUUUUCAGCCCAGAAGAUUUCUAUCCAGUGAGGUGGAUGCCAUCGAAGCUUCCGCAGAAAACAGCACCAAACAGCUGCAAUCCCUUAAGUCGGAGCUCAAUCCCCAUGUGCCUGCGCCAGCAGCCUCAAUUGACCCCGAGACACAUGCCACCUCUCCCUCGACGCAAAUAACCAGCUCUCUUGCGGAGCAGUACCACCUCUUUAAGCAGCAGCAGAAACUGACUGGAAAACUUGGCUCUGAUAUCAGUCCCCACUACCAACCCCACACCCUCCUGAACCACCCCCCUUCGCCUGCCAACGUCACCCUCGAACUUCUCCUUGCAUCCGAGGCACACCAAGGCCAUGCCACCUCGCUCUGGAACCCCGCCAAUGCGCGCUACAUCCAUGGUGUACGGCAGGGCAUUCACAUCAUCUCGCUCGACGUUACCGCAGCGCACCUCCGGCGAGCAGCCAAGGUGGUUCAGGAAGUCUCGAAACGAGGUGGCAUAGUGCUCUUUGUCGGUACACGAGACGGUCAGGACAGAGCUGUGGUUCGCGCGGCAGAGCUCGCUAAGGGGUACCAUUUGUUUGAGCGAUGGAUACCUGGGAGCAUUACGAACGGGCAGCAAAUCCUCGGACGGUGUCAGACCAAGGUAGUGAAUGAGAAAGAUGAGGUGGUCCCUGGCUUCGAGGAACAGCUGUAUGAACGCCCAGUACUGAAACCAGACUUGGUCGUCUGCAUGAACCCCAUGGAAAACUAUGUCCUGCUGCACGAAUGUGCACUUAACAACAUCCCCACUAUCGGUGUCAUUGAUACAAAUGCUGAUCCAACCUGGGUAACGUAUCCCAUUCCGGCAAACGACGAUAGUCUCCGCUGCAUCCAAGUUAUCGCUGGCGUUCUAGGUCGGGCCGGUCAAGCAGGGCAGAAACAACGUCUGGAUGCCGCCGAACGAGGGGACAUAACCUACCGCCCAGCAAAAGGUCUCCGUAUCCCUGGGGAAGAUGAAAACAAGGACUCUUUCCCAGAGGUCGAUGCGGAGGUGAGGAAAAUACUCCACGAGAAAGAAAGUCUCGAGAACGCAGACGAUUUAGCAGACAAACCCGGUACAGCUGCUAACUACGAAAGCGAUGGAAGGAUGGUUCAUGUGACUUCAUGAGAGUACUUUUGUCUUUAUCCCACCUUCGUAGUAUCUAGAUCAUAACGAGCAUUCACAGGAUUGUUGAGCCGCUAGCUACAGGAGACUUUCCCGAGUGCCCCUUAAAUGCAC